AUGGAUUGCAGCAGGAAGCCAAGAGUAAACAUAAGUAUGAUGAAGACGAUGACUGAGGAGUCCUAGGGUGAUACCAUUGCCUAAUCCCCCCCACCAUCUCCCCCUGCCGCCAUAUGUGUGAUCUCCCUGGUAAAGUGAUCACUGGGUCUAAUAAGAGCAGAGUAAACACAGAUGUUGAUGUUGUUGUUGUGCCAGGCAGCUGAAGGCCGAGGGCAGACACCAGAACUAUGUUAUUAUGAUUCUACAACAAGCUGUUUCUCUUUAGAACAGAAUGAUCAGAUGGCCCUGGUGCAGUAGUGUUUGUGUGUAUGUGUGUGUGUGUGUGUGUGUGUGUGUAUGGUAGAGAGGCCCCACACAAGGGGUUAGGGCUAGACUUAAUCUGCUCCCCAGUUUGUGUGUUAACUGUAUAUGGCAGAGGUCAUAGCCCUUUCCUCCAGUCAAAUGACCUAGUGGCCUCUUGGGUGGAAUGUUAUUAAUAUUUUUCAUAAUUUCAUAAUUAAUUAAUAUUAUUUCAAAAAGCUGCCGUAAAUCCGGUGUUUCUAUGUCAAACGGUUUUGUUAUAUUUCAGUCAUCUGUGAUGUAUAUAAAGUGUAAUAUUGGGAUGCAAACUCAAAAUUGAACACAUUUCAACUCUAUAUCUGACAUGGCACAGGUGUCGUCAUUUUUUUAAGCCCAUAACCAUAUGUGUGAGGUGUAUACUUUUGUUUCAAAGUAGAUUUGUUUAAGACCACCAAGAAACACUCUGUGUGACCCUGAUUCAGCCCACUGCAGUAAAAGGUUAAACUCAAGUUACCUGGGGGCCAAUUUAUAGCGGCCAGUAUCGCUUUCAUGGGAGUGAUGCUUUUUUGCACAAUACCUUAUUCUACUACUAUGUUCUUUAUUCAGUAUCAGUACCUUAGUAAAUGACCUGACAUUAACCCUCCACUCUCUCCCCCCUCUACAGACAGUAAGGCCAUCGUGGAUGGGAACCUGAAGCUGAUCCUGGGUCUGAUCUGGACUCUGAUCCUGCACUACUCCAUCUCUAUGCCCAUGUGGGAGGACGAGGACGAUGAGGAUGCCAAGAAGCUGACCCCCAAGCAGAGGCUGCUGGGAUGGAUACAGAACAAGGUGCCCCAGCUGCCCAUCAACAACUUUCACCGCGACUGGAGGGACGGCAAGGCCCUGGGAGCCCUGGUCGACAACUGUGCCCCAGGUAAGAGCUGAUCCAGGAUCUGUGACUCAUUCUGUUGUUAGACUCUGCUGGUUAAUAGGCUUGGAGCUGACUCAGAAACAGUUAAAUCUUAGUUCAUGUGACUGGAUGGACGGCAAGGCCCUGGGAGCACUGAUUGACAACUGGGCCCCAGGUAAGGCCUUGAGGAGCAGUUUGAGUGCAGAUCGUCCAUCUGUAAGAACUGUAAGAGCUUUGUAAGAGCUGAUCCAAGAUCUGUGCAUAAUACGUUUCAUUUGUUGACAAUAGUCCUCCAGGUUGUAACUAUUUUGAGAGCUGUUUUAGGGUUGAUUAAUCGUCUAUAGUAUUCACUGAAACAGUACACUAAACACUAAACAGCCAUAAUUUCAAGUAUGUGUCACAUAGAAGUUCCAGAGAAACUCCAGUUAUUUAUUGUAUUUUUGAAACGGUCUUGUUGAAACAUUAAGCCUAAUUAUUCCAGGUCAGGGGUAGAGAGUAUGUACUGUCUGUUCAGGGCUGACUGACAGGGAGCCUUGGUUGAUGACAAUGAGAAUGUGUAUUUUUGGCAUGUUCUGUGGGUUGGGGGUAGAGGUUAUUGUGCAGGGGCUACCAUAGAGCAUGACAUCACUGAGGAAAUCCUAUUCAGGGUGGGGAUGUGGGCACAAAGUACGAAUGGGUGUGGCCAAAAAGCAUACAAGCUGCAUUCAACAUGCAAUAUUCCUUUAAUUGCUUGAACUGCACCACUUCACAUCAGAGAAGGGGAGACCUAGGGGAACCAGAAUGGGACGUGUGUCCACCCUCUGCUCCCACUAUGACCCCUAACCGAUAUCCCAACUCUUAAUCAGAACCAGCCUUUUCUUCAUUAUAAAACAAUCUGAUGAGAGAAGAAUGAGGGAGAGAGAGAGGAGGAGGAGGAGGAGGAGGAGGAGGAGGAGGUGAGGAGGAGGAGGAGGAGGAGGAGGGGGAGGAGGAGGAGGGGGAGCAGGGAGAGGAGGAGGAGGGGGAGGAGGGAGAGGAGGAGGAGGAGGAGGAGGAGGAGGAGGAGGAGGAGGGGGGAGGGGGGAAGGGGAGGAGGAUGAGGAGGAGGGGGAGUGUGUGAGCUAACCAAAAAACACUGACAUUUAAAAUCCCCAAACCACAGAGAGAUAGAUAGUGCAUAGCCUGUAAUUACAGAUCAGGGUCGUCAGGGCCUAGCCAGGAGGACUUGCCCGACAACUGCCCUAGAUAGAGUGACCCCCACUGGGGAAGGUUUCAUAACUGUAGCCCCAGGCUUGUCUCUUUCGGUGAAGGCCUCUACUAAUUUGGACUGGGUUCCUGGCAGGCAGUGGGUCUUUCUAAGACAUGGGUCCAAGGGGAACUCAGAUUGACCUUGGGUUAGUAGACACGUCUUGUUCAACAGAGCCACUAAUCCUGUGUUAGUACAAAUGGUGUGAGACCAGAUAUGUGGAAUGGCUGGGCAUUAAUAGGUUCACAGAGUUAGUUACUCCAGAGAAAUAAAACAAAGAACUGAGGUGCACUGUCUUUUUGUUUACUGAGUGUGUGUGUGUGUAUAGGUGUUGUCCUUUGUAGGUGUGUGAGUGUGUGUGUGUGUGUGUGUGUGAGAGAGCCAGUGUGUGAAUGUCUGUGCAUUAUUUGUUUUCAUGUGUUUGCAUGCUUCUGAGUGUGUGUAUGUGUGUUUGUGUGCAUGACAAAGUGUGUUUACUAAGGCAGGAAGUUGAGAAGUGUGUUGGAGAGAGGCUAAGGUGGCGGAACAAAUAAUCAAACAAUGACUCCAUUCUCCCCCAAACUGAGCCUGUCUAAUUCACUUACCUAGCGCAGCGGGGUCACAGAGCAGGUGUGUGUGUGUGUGUGUGUGUGUGUGUUUGUGUCUGUGUCUGUGUACAUUUAUGUUUUUCAGGGUGUGUGUGUAAUAUUGUGUGUGUUUAUGGUAUAGGUGUCUGUGUUAGUAUUGUUGACACUGCUGAUACACAGAGCUCUGUCUCUGACACUGAGCAGGACUAAGUAGCAGGUUUUAUUCUAGGCUUUGACCAUACAGGGCUCUGUUUCUCUCUGCUCUCACUGAAACAUUCAUACUGAUAGAUCCAGAACAAGCUACAGUCAACUAUGACAGACAAAAUGAGAAAUUUUUUUCCAGAAAAUCACAUUGUAGGAUUUUUAAUGAAUUUAUUUGCAAAUUAUGGUGGAAAAUAAGUAUUUGGUCAAUAACAAAAGUUUCUCAAUACUUUGUUAUAUACCCUUUGUUGGCAAUGACACAGGUCAAACGUUUUCUGUAAGUCUUCACAAGGUUUUCACACACUGUUGCUGGUAUUUUGGCCCAUUCCUCCAUGCAGAUCUCCUCUAGAGCAGUGAUGUUUUGGGGCUGUCGCUGGGCAACACGGACUUUCAACUCCCUCCAAAGAUUUUCUAUGGGGUUGAGAUCUGGAGACUGGCUAGGCCACUCCAGGACCUUGAAAUGCUUCUUACGAAGCCACUCCUUCGUUGCCCGGGCGGUGUGUUUGGGAUCAUUGUCAUGCUGAAAGACCCAGCCACGUUUAAUCUUCAAUGCCCUUGCUGAUGGAAGGAGGUUUUCACUCAAAAUCUCACGAUACAUGGCCCCAUUCAUUCUUUCCUUUACACGGAUCAGUCGUCCUGGUCCCUUUGCAGAAAAACAGCCCCAAAGCAUGAUGUUUCCACCCCCAUGCUUCACAGUAGGUAUGGUGUUCUUUGGAUGCAACUCAGCAUUCUUUGUCCUCCAAACACGACGAGUUGAGUUUUUACCAAAAAGUUCUAUUUUUGUUUCAUCUGACCAUAUGACAUUCUCCCAAUCCUCUUCUGGAUCAUCCAAAUGCACUCUAGCAAACUUCAGACGGGCAUGGACAUGUACUGGCUUAAGCAGGGGGACACGUCUGGCACUGCAGGAUUUGAGUCCCUGGCGGCGUAGUGUGUUACUGAUGGUAGGCUUUGUUACUUUGGUCCCAGCUCUCUGCAGGUCAUUCACUAGGUCCCCCCGUGUGGUUCUGGGAUUUUUGCUCACCGUUCUUGUGAUCAUUUUGACCCCACGGGGUGAGAUCUUGCGUGGAGCCCCAGAUCGAGGGAGAUUAUCAGUGGUCUUGUAUGUCUUCCAUUUCCUAAUAAUUGCUCCCACAGUUGAUUUCUUCAAACCAAGCUGCUUACCUAUUGCAGAUUCAGUCUUCCCAGCCUGGUGCAGGUCUACAAUUUUGUUUCUGGUGUCCUUUGACAGCUCUUUGGUCUUGGCCAUAGUGGAGUUUGGAGUGUGACUGUUUGAGGUUGUGGACAGGUGUCUUUUAUACUGAUAACAAGUUCAAACAGGUGCCAUUAAUACAGGUAACGAGUGGAGGACAGAGGAGCCUCUUAAAGAAGAAGUUACAGGUCAGUGAGAGCCAGAAAUCUUGCUUGUUUGUAGGUGACCAAAUACUUAUUUUCCACCAUAAUUUGCAAAUAAAUUCAUUAAAAAUCCUACAAUGUGAUCUUCUGGAUUUUUUUUUCUCAAUUUGUCUGUCAUAGUUGACGUGUACCUAUGAUGAAAAUUACAGGCCUCUCUCAUCUUUUUAAGUGGGAGAACUUGCACAAUUGGUGGCUGACUAAAUACUUUUUUCCCCCACUGUAUACACUCACAGUACACACAGCAUUAGGGCAAAGGGGCAAUUCUCUCACAUUCUCUUGCAGUGCCACCUCUGCCUAUAUGCAGACUAUGAGCUGCCACUAGGCCCCCCCGGGCACGCAAGGCACGUGCUCAGGGUGUCACACCCUGGCUCUGGGACUCUAUAUGUUGAGCCAGGGUGUGUUCAUUCUAUGUGUUAUAUUUCUAUGUUGGGGGUUCUAGUUCUUCUGUUUCUUUGUUGGCCUGAGUGACUCCCAAUCAGAGGCAACGAGUGUCAGCUGUGGCUGGUUGUCUCUGAUUGGGAGCCAUAUUUAAACUGUCUGUUUUCCCUUGGUGUUUGUGGGUUUUUGUUCCAGUUGGUCAUUGUUACCUAGGAUGUUACGAGUCGUUUUGUUGUUUUGUAUCGUGUGUGCACUUUAACUAAUUAAAGUAUGUUCGCUCAACACGCUGCGCCUUGGUCCUCCUCUAUUAAUGACGAUCGUGACAGAAAAACCCACCAUACAAGGACCAAGCAGCGUGUCCAGGAGCAGGCAGCCUGGACGUGGGAGCAGAUUUUGGACGGGCAGGGGUCCUGGACCUGGGAAGAAAUCCUGGCCGGGAUGGAUCGCCGGCCAUGGAGUGAGACUGUAGAGAGGCGACGGAGAGAGGAGCAACGGCGUGAUCAGGGUCGUCGUCGGACGGUCGAGAGGCAACCCCAAAUACAUUUUAGGGGGGGGCACAGGGCAUGGACGACGGGGCUGACGGAGGCAGAAAAGGGGCGUAUUCAGAAGGCCACCAGGUUACGGGGGCCACUGGUCAAAGUAGAGCCAGUGGUGUGUGUCCCCAGUACGGUCCGGCCUGUCACGGCCCCUCGCACCAAGCCUACGGUGUGCGUCGCCAACCCAGUCCGGCCUGUCCCUGCUCCACGCACCAAGCCUACGGUGUGCGUCGCCAGCCCGGUCCGGCCUGUCCAUGCUCCACGCACCAAGCCUACGGUGUGCGUCGCCAGCCCGGUCCGGCCUGUCCCUGCUCCACGCACCAAGCCUACGGUGUGCGUCGCCAGCCCGGUCCGGCCUGUCCCUGCUCCACGCACCAAGCCUACGGUGUGCGUCGCCAGCCCAGUCCGGCCUGUCCCUGCUCCACGCACCAAGCCUACGGUGUGCGUCGCCAGCCCAGUCCGGCCUGUCCCUGCUCCACGCACCAAGCCUACGGUGUGCGUCGCCAGCCCGGUCCGGCCUGUCCCUGCUCCACGCACCAAGCCUACGGUGUGCGUCGCCAGCCCGGUCCGGCCUGUCCCUGCUCCACGCACCAAGCCUACGGUGUGCGUCGCCAGCCCGGUCCGGCCUGUCCCUGCUCCACGCACCAAGCCUACGGUGUGCGUCGCCAGCCCGGUCCGGCCUGUCCCUGCUCCACGCACCAAGCCUACGGUGUGCGUCGCCAGCCCAGUCCGGCCUGUCCCUGCUCCACGCACCAAGCCUACGGUGUGCGUCGCCAGCCCGGUCCGGCCUGUCCCUGCUCCACGCACCAAGCCUACGGUGUGCGUCGCCAGCCCGGUCCGGCCUGUCCCUGGUCCACGCACCAAGCCUACGGUGUGCGUCGCCAGCCCAGUCCGGCCUGUCCCUGCUCCACGCACCAAGCCUACGGUGUGCGUCGCCAGCCCGGUCCGGCCUGUCCCUGCUCCACGCACCAAGCCUACGGUGUGCGUCGCCAGCUCGGUCCGGCCUGUCCCUGCUCCACGCACCAAGCCUACGGUGUGCGUCGCCAGCCCGGUCCGGCCCGUUCCUACUCCACGCACCAAGCCAGGGGUGCGCAUCGUCAGCCCGGUCCGGCCCGUUCCUACUCCACGCACCAAGCCAGGGGUGCGAGUCGUCAGCCGGGUCCGGCCCGUUCCGGCUCCACGCACCAAGCCAGGGGUGCGCGUCGUCAGUCCAGCACAACCCGUGCCUGGGUCACCGGUGCCUGGUAAGGUACCGGUCAACUGCUCCACUACGGAGCUGAAGCUAACCGCUCCUGCUACGUCCAGUUCAGCUCCAGCCAGCGGGGCCAGACCGGACCAGGGGCGCUAUGGGGGGUUUAUUGGAGGGUGGUGGGCAAGGCCGGAGCCAGAACCGCCGCCGAGGAGGAAUGCCCACCCAGCCCUCCCCUGUUUUGUUCUAGUGGAGGCGCGGUCGCAGUCCGCGCCUUUAGGGGGGGGGGGGGGGUACUGUCACACCCUGGCUCUGGGACUCUAUAUGUUGAGCCAGGGUGUGUUCAUUCUAUGUGUUAUAUUUCUAUGUUGGGGGUUCUAGUUCUUCUGUUUCUUUGUUGGCCUGAGUGACUCCCAAUCAGAGGCAACGAGUGUCAGCUGUGGCUGGUUGUCUCUGAUUGGGAGCCAUAUUUAAACUGUCUGUUUUCCCUUGGUGUUUGUGGGUUUUUGUUCCAGUUGGUCAUUGUUACCUAGGACGUUACGAGUCGUUUUGUUGUUUUGUAUCGUGUGUGCACUUUAACUAAUUAAAGUAUGUUCGCUCAACACGCUGCGCCUUGGUCCUCCUCUAUUAAUGACGAUCGUGACGCAGGGGCCCUGACCUCCAGGGGGCCCCCAUUGAUUUUGCUAGUCACUCAUAAUUCAUGGCAAAUUCGUUGAAUCACAUGAAAUUAGUUUUAAAACGGCUACAUUUUCUCUCUGCCACAUGGAAAAAUUUGAGGAAUUGUAGAAAAUAUGCUUUAAAACUGCCACAUUUCUCUCUAUGUGUAGAAUUGCAGGACAUCAAUAUUAAAGCUGCACAUUUUUCUCUUCACCGUCAAGAGAGGAACCAGUAAAAUGUUUUGCCUGUGAGGGCCCCCCAACCAAAUCUCGCUUAGGGCCACCAAAAUGCUCUUGUCAGCACAACAUUUUACAUUCAGGACCAUUCACCCAUUAGCAAGACAUGUGAAAUAUACAGUUGAGCAUAAAAAAGAAACAUUGCACUUGUCUUUUCCUUCUAGCACUGACUUUGCUGAUAACUUCUUUAUUGAGGAAAAAUGUAUUUACUAUGAUUGUGAUAUGUUGUUGUCUCAGCUAGCUAUCUUAAGAUGAAUGCAAGUCGCUCUGGAUAAGAGCGUCUGCUAAUUGACUGAAAUGUCAAUGUAAAAUAUAAUAACUGUUUUGGGUGGAACUCAAACUGCUCUCAGACCUGAUAGACAACUGCGUAGCUAAUUAGUCCUGACACCUCGAGUUCCCAUGGUUCAGCCAAACCCGUUCCCCGCAAGCCGCUGGACAUUGGUGUGCUGCAGGCUGCAGUGUGGAGCCAGUGGGUUUCUGGCUGCUGUAACAGCAUGGAGAGUGUCAGAGUAGAGAACACAGCAGCGAGGAACGCAAUAAGUGAAAACACAUGUAGAGCGCCGCAUUUCCUGGCAAACACAUUAUUGUGUGUGUGUGUGCUCAUGUAUGUUGUUAAGGAGCAACAGGAACAGGGCAGAGGCCUCUCUGUUAGAAGUAAGGGUGGACAGUAAAGUAAAGCGUAUUGUCCGUAGAAGUAAAUUAAGGAAAGGUUUGCUCGUGGCUUGAGUCCAUGUCUUGUCCUUCAGUGUAUUUACACUAGAAUAUAACAAUACGCCAGGACUAAGCAACAGGGAACAGAGAGGGUUUGGACACACACACACACACACACACACACACACACACACACGCACACACACACACACACACACACACACACACACACACACACACACACACACACACACACGAUUCCACAGCAAAGUUAACACAGCAUCCUAUCCUGAGGCUGUUCACCUCUCCUCAGAGUGAAAUGUUACUCAUCAGAUUUUUACCCGACACACCCCUCUAUCCACCCCCGCUGAAUGGCCCUCUCUCAUCCUCACACUGCCUGGUCACAGACCCCCCAGAGCCAAAAAAUCACACGUCAGCCCAACAGAGGCACAUUAAACAGGUAUGAGUUGGUUGAAAAAGGUACUAGUUUCUACUACUGGCCAGCUGUAGAGGGCUUACUAAACAUAAUGACCCAUCUUGAGUAUCACUGUGUGUGUGUGUUUACAUAUGUGUGUGCGUGUGUAUUGUGUGUAUGCAUGUGUGUGUGUGUGUGUGUGUGUGUGUUUCUGGAACACAUACAAAUAUGAGGGUCAGGUACAGCUCUUUGGCAGUGUGGGAGAAUGCUUUGGGGGGUUUAUGUUCCUCUCCUGUUAGUUUUUCAACCACCCCCUAGAGCCCCCUCACUCUCUGCCAUGUAUUUGUUUAGUAUCCUUUUGCCUCACACCUCUGUUUUCAUACGGCUCCUGGCAGUAGUGGGGUUUGCACAAGGAAGCCACCCUGAGCUGAGAACAUUCUAGAUGGAACUGCAAUAGAGACAGCCAUGACAGCUAAUGAGACUUAGGGAAAAUGUAUUGCCAUGUACUGAGGUGGGAGAAACAACAGUAAAAAACACCAAACCACUCUGUCACGUUGAGUAGUGCUGAGCCCUCUCUCCCGUUCCAGUCAGUGGACACAGCCUGGUCUCAAUGUAGAGCCCCCAGUCCUGCUCAACCUGUCUCAGAGAGCUCCUUUGUCCCACACCCCACACACGUGGAGACUGUCUCAAUUGAUGCCUCCAGUUAUGCUAUCUCUUUCAUCUUUACCCAACGAUUAGGUUUACCUCCACUGUACUCAUAUCCUUCCAUAUCCUUGUCUGUACAUAAUGCCCUGAAUCUAUUCUACAACGCCCAGAAAUCUGCCCCUUUUUUUCUCUGUACCUUAUUCUACUCCUCCUCUGUUCCUCUGGUGAUGUAGAGGUUAACCCAGGCCCUGUAGCCCCCAGGAUCACUCCUGCUCACCAGGCGCUAUCAUUUGUUGACUUCUGUAACCGCAAAAGCCUUGGUUUCUUGCAUGUUAACAUCGGAAGCCUCCUCCCUAAGUUUGAGUUAUUCACUGCGUUAGCACACUCCGCCAACCCUGAUGUUCUAGCAGUGUCUGAAUCCUGGCUUAGGAAGGCCACCAAAGAUUCUGAAAUGUCCAUUCCCAACUACAGCAUUUUCCGUCUAGAUAAAACUGCCAAAGGGGGCGGAGUUGCAAUCUACUGUAGAGAUAGCCUGCAGAGCUCUAUCAUACUAUCCAGGUCUGUGCCCAAACAGUUUGAGCUUCUACUUAUAAAAAUCUACCUUUCCAGAAAUAAGUCUCUCACUGUUGCCGCUUGCUACAGACCCCCCUCAGCCCACAGCUGCGCCCUGAACACCAUAUGCGAAUUGAUUGCCCCCCAUCUAUCCUCAGAGUUCGUAUUGCUUGGUAACCUAAACUGGGAUAUGCUUAAUACCCCGGCCGUCCUACAAUCUAAACUAGAUGCCCUCAUAGAUACAUCUGUUAACAUGGGCACCCUCAUAGAUAUCAUCCUGACUAAUUUACCCUCUAAAUACACCUCCGCUGUCUUCUACCAGGAUUUCAGCGAUCACUGCCUCAUUGCCUGCGUCCGUAAUGGGUCCGCGGUCAAACGACCACCCCUCAUCACUGUCAAACGCUCCCUAAAACACUUCAGCGAGCAGGCCUUUCUAAUUGACCUGGCCCGGGUAUCCUGGAUGGAUAUUGACCUCAUUCCGUCAGUAGAGGAUGCCUGGUUGUUCUUUAAAAGUGCUUUCCUCUCCAUCUUAAAUAAGCAUGCCCCAUUCAAAAAAUUCUGAAGUAAGAACAGAUAUAGUCCAUGGUUCACCCCAGACUUGACUGCCCUUGACCAGCACAAAAACAUCCUGUGGCGUACUGCAUUAGCAUCGAACAGCCCCCACGAUAUGCAACUGGAACCAAUAUACACAAUCAGUUAGGAAAGCAAAGGCUAACUUUUUGAAAAAGAAAUGUGCAUCCUGUAGCACUAACUCCAAAAAGUUUGGGGACACUGUAAAGUCCAUGGAGAAUAAGAGCACCUCCUCCCAGCUGCCCACUGCACUGAAGCUAGGAAAUACUGUCACUACCGAUAAAUCUACGAUAAUCGAACAUUUCAACAAGCAUUUUGCUAUGGCUGGCCAUGCAUUCCACCUGGCUAUCCCUACCCCGGCCACCAGCUCUGCACCCUCCGCUGCAAUUUGCCCAUGUAAAACUAAAUGCAUGCUCUUUCAUCGAACGCUGCUUGCACCUGCCUGCCCGACUAGAAUCACUACUCUCGGCGGGUCUGACUUAGAAUAUGUGAACAACUGCAAAUACCUAGGUGUCUGGUUAGACUGUAAACUCUCCUUCCAGACUCACAUUAAGCAUCUCCAAUCCAAAGUUAAAUCUAGAAUCGGCUUCCUAUUUCGCAACAAAGCCUCCUUCACUCAUGCUGCUAAACAUGCCCUCGUAAAACCUACUAUCCUACCGAUCCUUGACUUCGGCGAUGUCAUUUACAAAAUAGCUUCCAACACUACUCAGCAAAUUGGAUGUAGUCUAUCACAGUGCCAUCCAUUUUGUCACCAAAGCCCCAUAUACUACCCACCAUUGUGACCUGUACGCUCUCAUUGGCUGGCCUUCACUACAUAUUAGUCGCCAAACCCACUGGCUCCAGGUCAUCUAUAAAUCACUUCCAGGCAAAUCCCCACCUUAUCUUAGCUCACUGGUCACCAUAGCAACACCCACCCUUAGUAGGCGUUCCAGCAGGUAUGUCUCACUGGUCAUCCCCAAAGCCAACACCUCCUUUGGUCGCCAUUCCUUCCAGUUCUCUGCUGCCAAUGACUGGAACGAACUGCAAAAAUCUCUGAAGCUGGAGACACUUAUCUCCCUCACUAUCUUUAAGCAUCAGUUGUCAGAGCAGCUUACCGAUCACUGCACCUGUACACAGCCCAUCUGUGAUUAGCCCACCCAACUACCUCAUCCCCAUAUUGUUAUUUACAUUGUUAUUUAUUUUGCUCAUUUGCACCCCAGUAUCUCUAGUUGCACAUCAUCUUUUGCAUGUCUAUCACUCCAGUGUUAAUACUAAAUUAUAAUUGUAAUUAUUUUGCACUAUGGCCUAUUUAUUGCCUUACCUCCAUAACUUACUACAUUUGCACACACUGUAUAUAGAUUUUCUAUUGUGUUAUUGACUGUACAUUUUGUUUAUUCCAUAUGUAACUCGGUGUUGUUGUUGUUUUUACCGCACUGCUUUGGUUUAUCUUGGCCAGGUCGCAGUUGUAAAUGAGAACUUGUUCUCAACUGGCUUAGCUGGUUAAAUAAAGGUGAAAUAAAAUAGACUAGACAUAACAUAGUAAAUGUAAAUUCGGGACACUCAAAUUGGUAUUAUACUGUAUGUUACAGGGUGGAUGGGUGGGCUUACAACGCAAAUAUCUAGGAACCCAAAGGUUCCGUGUUCAAAUCUAAUCAUGGACAACUUUAGCAUUUUUGCAACCUUUCAACUAAUUACUACUUUUUAGCUACUUUGCAACUACUUAGCAAGUUAGCCAUCCCUUCUCCUAACUCUAACCUUAACUCUUUUAGCUAGCCCUUUCCUUAACCCUAACCUUAAUCCUAACCCCUAACCCUAACCCCUAAACUUGCUAAUGUUAGCCAGCUAGCUAACAUUAGCGUUUGCCACCUAGCUAACGUUAGCCACAACAAAUUUGAAUAUCAUACGUUUUUCAAAUUCGUAACAUAUUGCACGUUUUGCAAAUUUGUAACAUAUCAUACGAUUUGUAAAUCGUAACGUAUCAUAUGAAAUGAUUGAUGGACAUCCACAAAUUAAUACAGACCAUAUGAAACGUAACAUAUCAUACUAAUUGGAGUGUCUCGGAUAUACGUACAGAAUAAUACGAAAUGCUCUGAGACCAGGUUGGUGGAUAGAGAACUGUGUAGGGAUGACACUCCUCUGUGUUUGUGUGUCAUCUGAGGCUUCCUACAUCUCUCAUCCUCACGUCACUCCCUGAUAAUCCUAUAAGCUGCAUUGUUACAGUGUGUGUGUGUAUAUGUGUGUGUCAGCUUUGUUCAGAGUGACCCACAGUCGGACAUCAGGAAAAAAGUAACUCACCGCUCUCUAAGAAUUGAUUUGUCCCUACUGUAGAGGCAAAGUAUUGUGGGUAAACAUGGUUUGGCAGUUGUUGUCAUGGUGAUAGUGAAUCGUAGUGGAUGGAGCUAUGUUGAUUCUCUGUGUACUGUUGUCCCAUGACUAAAUUCUCCCUCGCUCCCCUCUCCCUCCCUCCCUCCCUCCCUCCCUCCCUGUCAUGUAGGCCUGUGUCCUGACUGGGAGACGUGGGAUCCUAGCCAGCCUGUGGAGAAUGCCAGGGAGGCCAUGCAGCAGGCUGACGACUGGCUCGGAGUGCCCCAGGUAACAUCACCACACCACCUACACUCACAUUCACUCCUGGUCUCACCUGGUUUAGUUCACAUAACCUGAACUCAUCCGUACUAGUUAAACUCAUAUAGUUAACACUCAUCUAGUUAAACUCAUCUAGUUAAACUCAAAUCCACAUACUUGCUUUAGACUCAGUUACUCUGAGGCAACUGGCUUCAGUGGUAAACAGCAGGGCAAUCUUUGGUAAGACUUUACAGCUUAAAGGCUGGUAAAAUGUAUUGUGAUGUGUUUUUAAAUUCACUGUAAGACUUGUCAUAAGCAUGUAUGAUCAAUCUGUUCUUUGAGUGUGUGAGUUGGAGUUGGAGUGGGUGGGUGUUUCCCAGGUGACAUUCCACAGCCUGUCUCCUCUAGCCCAGGUGGUCAGUUAGAGGUCAUGAUAGGGUUUGAGUGACAGCCAGGUAAACAGGAUGUAGGGGGCGUGUCCCUCUCUGUCUGAACAUCACACUUACAGACAGCUCUGCUGGUGACCGUUCUGGUCUGAUCCGGUCUGAACAGAGUAAGCUGGAGCUCAGGGCUGUUAUGUUUGUUGGCCACAUAGGCCUAUGUGGAUAAGUGUAUGUGGGAUUGUGUUCAGCUUGUUUCUUCAGUAUGAGGUUGUGGAGGUACAUUGGCAUGCUGCUGUACUGGACUGGGUCUUGGAGAGAGGAGAGGCCAGGUUGGCAUCAGGUUAGGCUGGAUUCUGAAGAGGCGAGGCUGGGUUAACCGAUGCCACUACCAGGACCACUGGAGCAUGUUCAUAUGAAACCACAAACUGUCCCCCAGUCACACACUAGUCUAUAGCACUUCUAGAUUCUAAGAUGGAAAACAUGAACAGAAACUCUAUAUUCCCUGAGUUUUAUCGUGUCAAUAAGCACUUCUUUCAAUGUAUCAAUUGGCCCAAACAUUAGUUCCCACUAGCUGAAACAACCUUCUGCUCCUUAGUCAAUGAUUUUUAUACAGACCAAGGAAACCUGCAACUCUCUAUAGAGAAAUGAGGGGAGGAGAGAGAAGGCAAAUAUAUGGCGGCAUAAAUAUUAGGGAUUAGGAGGAUUGGUGAGACCAUGAUGGGCCUUGCUAUUUUCUUAAGCUGUUCUUAAUAAGUGUAUGCAUGUGUAUAGAGGAGGGAGCGUGUGUGUGUGUGUGUGCACGUGUGUGUGUGUGUUUUUGUGUGUGUGUAUGUGUAUCUUGUAUUUGAGCUUAUAUGGGAGGGUCCAGUCCAUCACUGUAUGGCAGAAUGGGGGCAAUCCCAGCAUGCUUAGAGCCCCGUGUCACAUGGUGGGAGUAACAAGGUCGUGGGACGUGUUUACAUCUUGAACAACUGAACCAGGAUCAGCUCUUGAUACCCCUGUCUAACCUUAAACAUUGUGAUCCCCAAAACACCACUGACCCUGUAUCAGUAGAGGAACACACAGAGAGUAGCAUAAUGGUUAACGCAGCGAGUGGCCAUGCUAAAUAAUGGCUGGUCUAUUUUCAGGCUCGCCCCCUGGCCCUACACCCAAGGGUUAAAUAUAGCCAGAAAACCCUCUGACACCCCUCAGAGAGAGAGAGAGAGAGAGAGAGAGAGAGGGAUCCACAUGGAUGACUGUAAAGAGAAAGAGAAACUAUUAGAAAGGGAGAAAAUAUGCCAUUUUGACACAAUGGGAUGCACAGCAUGAUGCAAGCUGGGUCAGAUCAAUAUCAUUCUCAGUCUGAAAACAGAGAACCUGUUGACAGACCCUUUAACAAGGUUGGGAAAGUCAUUUUGCCAAACUCAUUAUUUAUUCUGCCCAUGAGGCAUGGUUUAAGAUAUGAUAUCAGCAUAAUACAUUGGGAGUAGAAUACCUAUAGUAAGAGUCUGUGUAUGUAUGUAUGUACAAGUAUGUAUGCCUGAAGCAGUGGCACCUAUUUAGCAUGUACAGCCUGUUUCCUCUCAGAGCAACACACCCCUGUGGGUAUGUAGGUUUUAAAUUAGCAUGUGUGUGUGAGAGUAUGUGAGUGUGUGUGAGUGUGUGUGUGUUUCCACCUGUAAGUCCCCGUGUUGUAGUUGUGUAUAAUUAGGGACUCCAUUAUCCAGAGGGCUAUUUAAACACAGACAUUUCAUGUGCCUAACAGCUGCUGCAGAACCUUACAUCCCCCCCCCCCCUCUCUCUCUCUAAUAUUUCUAUUUUUCCUUACAUCUCCCCCUUUUCCCCCCUCUCUUUCUUUCUCUAUCUCAUUUCCAUCUCUUUCCUCACUUGUUCUAAGUCUCUCAUUGUCCUGCUCUUUCCUUCCCCUUCUCCCUCUGCUCUCUCCUUCCUCCUCUCCCUCUGCUCUCUCCUUCCCCCUCUCCCUCUGCUCCCUCCUUCCUCCUCUCCCCUUGCUCCUGCUCCUCCUCCUCUCCUUGCUCUCUACUCCCUUCUCCUUUCUCUCAAUUCUUCCUCUCCUCUCUCUCUCUUCUCUCUCUCUCUCUCUCUCUCCUUCCCUUCUCUCUGUCUCUCUUCAUUCUCCCUUCUCCCUCUGCUCUCUCUUUCCUCUUCUCCUCUUCUCUCCUCCUUCCCCUUCUCCUCUGCUUUUCCCUUCAUCCUCUCCCUCUGCUCUCUCCUUCCCCUUCUCCUCUCUCUCUCCUUCCUCUCCUCUGCUCUCAUCUUUCCUCCUUCCCUCUUCUAUCUCUCCUCUCUCAUCUUCUCUCUCUCAUUCACUCUCCUCUGCUCUCUCCGUCCUCUCUUUCCCUCUGCUCUCUCCUUCCUCUCCCUCUGCUCUCCCCUUUUCCUCCUCUCCUCUCUCUCUACCUUCUCCUCUCCCUCUGCUCUCUCCUUCUCUCCUCUCCUCUGCUCUCUCCUUCCCCUUCUCCCUCUGCUCUCUCUCUUCAUCCUCUCCCUCUGCUUCUCUCUUCCUUCUCCUCUCUCUCUCCUUCCCUCCCUCUGCUUCUCUCUCCUUCCUCCUCUCCCUCUGCUCUCCCUUCCUCCUCUCCCUUCUUCUCUCUCCUCCCCCUCUCCCUCUCUCUCUCUCCUUCCUCUCUCUUCUCUCUCCUUCCUCUUCUCCCUCUGCUCUCUCCCUUCCUCCUCUCUCCCUCUGCUCUCCUCCUUCCUCCUCUUCCUCUCCUCUCUCCUUCUGCUUCUCCUCUGCUCUCUCCUUCCUCUCCCUCUGCUCUCUCCUUCCUCCUCUCCCUCUGCUCUCACCUUCCUCCUCUCCCUUUGCUCUCUCCUUCCUCCUCUCCCUCUGCUCUCUCCUUCCUCCUCUCCCUCUGCUCUCUCCUUCCUCCUCUCCCUCUCUCCUUUCCCCACUUCUCUCUACUCAAACGUCACUCCUGUAGCUCACUCUAGCUCCACGUAGAGGGACUUUCUUUCUCAAUAAAACACUGAUUACAUUAAACCACUCCAACAUGAUUUCCUGGUGGCAUAUCUCGCUUUUCUAUCCCCCCUCUCCUCCCCAUCUUUCUACUGCGAUCAUAAGGAAAACACAAUGUUGGACAAUACAAAUAGCCUUUAAUUCCAUAAGUGCUGCUGCUUUUGAUUCCACUGCCUUGGUUUUCUGGGUCAUUUUACCAGUCUGUAGUUUUACAACAACUUUACAGGCAGACGGAUAGCCUCAUUAGGCACUAUGUCUAUUUCAUGUCAUUCUUUGAUGUGCUUUCAAUUGAACGUACCUCUUUAUCCUCGGGUUGUAGUUAUUAAUACAAUAUUUAUUAUAAUGUUAUUAAAUCAUGCUUUAAUUGUGUUUAGGAGAAAUAGGAAGUGAUGUGAUAACCUUUUACCCCUUUGUUUGCGACACCUCUUCCAGUCCCCCUCUUCUUAUUAAAUCAGGCUUUGAUUGUGUACAGAGAGAAAGAGGAAGAGAGAGGCCCAACUCGGUAGAAAAUCUGUCUCCCUCCAGCAUGAGGCGUUUUUUCAUUGUUUCGCCUACCAAGCAAGGAGUGUAAACUUUUGUCAAGAAAAAACGUUAAUGGUUUAUUUUCUAUGUGAGGUUUAUUUGAUCAAAUAGAAGUUUCAUAAUGCUUAAGUUAUUUUGAGUGUACUGAUAUAAGUAGGACACGUAACAUCCCGUCAACUUAGAGAAAAAACACUUUAUAUCGGAGUUGUCUCAAGACGGCUAUGCAUAUUCAUGAGAUGAGGCUAGUAGCGUAGCCUCUCUCUCCAUUGAAUACAGGCGGUUGAAGACAACCACCCUCAUCGAAUAUUCAUAAAAGGAUUACAAUAAUGAGAUGUAUCCACCAAUCCAAAUAAAGGAUAGGCAGGAGCUAGACAGCCCGCCGUGCCGCUUUGUGGACAACGACUCCCAUUGUUAGGGAGGAGAGACAUGUAUCUUGUCAGUAUAUCCAUAAUAUUUGUUGUGUAUUAAGAGAAACAGGAAGUGAUGAUAACCUUUGACCCUGUGCACCGUCUAUUCUCUUCCCCCUCUCUGUAGGUGAUAGCCCCUGAGGAAAUAGUGGAUCCCAAUGUGGACGAGCACUCGGUGAUGACCUACCUGUCCCAGUUCCCCAAGUCCAAGCUGAAGCCUGGUGCCCCACUGCGCUCCAAGACUCUGCACCCCAAGAAGGCCAAGGCCUACGGACCAGGUGAGAGAGAGAGACCGGGAUUGUAACAAAUUACCUCCUUCAAAGCAUCUUGAACUUCUUUAUCUAUAAAUAAAUGAUCUGGGCUCCCGAAAGGACUGACCUCUAUAAUAUAUAAACAACUUUUGGAAAGCUCAUAUUCUGAGCUAGCUUUUAAAAAUGGUGGUCCACAGAUCUAAUUGAAUCUGAACAACCCUUUAACUGGAACAGAAUAUGGAAAAAUAUGACCUUGGCAUGCCACAAUCCAAACCAUCAAUUUACACAUUUUAAGUUUAUUUACAGACAGUAUUUAACACCAGGGAAAUGUUUUAAGAUUAAAUUGGCCCGAACUCCCAACUGUUCACUGUGUCCCUAAAUCAGGUAGACACAUUCCUCCAUAUGAUGUGGGACUGCCCUGCAGUUAAAUGCUUCUGGGUCAAAGUUACAAAUAUUCAAUGCUUUGCAUCUAUUAUGUUACUUGACAAUGAUAGCUCCUUGAAUCUCUCAAUCAAUCAGAGAUGAUUACUGCUGGUAGGCAGCACUGCCACAAAAAAUAUGUUGGCUCUUAAAUGUCAAUCACCUCACUCUCUCCUAAUCGCCAGUGGAUACAGUUACUAUUAGAAGUUAUAACAUUAGAAUGAUCAACAACGAGAAUGAAUGGUGCUAGUCAAGGAACAACAUUGCUCAACAUUAACAUUAUCCUACCCCUGGUUAGCCACUAUUAGCUUAAAAAGCCAAACCUAACACUAUCUGCCAAUGAAUUUUAAGCAAUAUUGCCCCUGUCUGUCUGCGUAGUGCGCGUGUUUGUGUCCAUCACUCCGUGUGUGGCCAGUUGA
This is a messenger RNA of Coregonus sp. 'balchen', 18283 nucleotides long. The record is from the annotation of a GenBank genome assembly. NCBI's taxonomy places the organism in Eukaryota, Metazoa, Chordata, Actinopteri, Salmoniformes, Salmonidae.